AGAGAGAGAGAAGGGGAUUAAAAUAAUAAUUAAAAAGAAAAAAAAUAAAUAAAAAAGAGAAGGAACCAAACGCAAAAUAAGAAUAAACUGCUGGUGUAUUAUUUAGUUUGUCAAUUGAAAUAAGAGAGAGACAAACACUCACUCGAUUCCUCGAACAUGGAGGAUCGAGAGAGUCCCUUUGCAAGGACUCAACCAAGUAGAAGUUCGAUAAGACCAGCAAGUAUUUUACGAAAGGCUGCCAUGUUAGCGGUUAAUAAUAGUAGCGGUGGUGGUGGUCACGAAACUGGACGACAGGAAGUAACAAGUCCUAAAACAAUGAACAAGAGACUACCUACGGCGCACACUGCAUUGGACAAUUUGAAACAAUGGGAAUUGGUUGAGGAUAGUAAUAAAGGUCUUCAAGUUGUCGAGAAAAGAAAUUCUACGAAAGGAAUGCCAAGCAGUCCUUCGUCAUACGGUAACAAGACGCCGGUGUUUUCGAGAAGAACGAUGCCCGCUGAUAAUGCAAUGAUCGACGUUAAUUUCGAAGAAAAAUUAAAGGCAUUUAAAAAUUCUAAGAUCAUACAACCGAUUCACGAACCGUCGUUGAUAUCUUUGCAAAACGAACAUGAAUCACCUAUAAGUCUUAAUUUGAUUUUAAAGCAACGUCAAGAACAACAACAGCAGAAACAACAAUUGCAACACCAACGGCAACAACAGCAAUUCUGUAAAAAUAGUAAUACUACUGAGGAGAGUAGUACUGACAUGCUUCAAUUAUUGGAACAACAGGUCAAAGCUAUCGAAAUGGGCACGAUAGCGGCUGCGAAAACCCGUCAAUUGGAAAACAGCGAGGAAUUCCGACCGGAAGUUGAAUUACGUUACAGGGAACACGAGGAUCUGUUGAAGAAUGUUACCGACGACGAGGCCGAGGGGGCUUCGCCGUUGCAUCGCGGAGACGCUACGAGAAAUUCAACUGGAAAUGCGAGCAUCGCAACGAAGAAGCCUUCCUCGGUGAAACUUUCAAGGACAGCUUCGGAUACUAGACGAGGACAGGAAACGGAAAUACCUUUGAGAGCUCAAACGAGGGUGCAACCAGUUCGCACCCUCGUACGACCAAUCAUCACUAAGAAAGAUCAUCGUCAGCUGCAACAACAGCAACAACUACAGCUGCAGCAACAACAGCAACAACAACAACAACAACAACAACAACAGAACAAUAUUAUCAGCAGUACUUUCAGGCCACUCUCUGACGUCAUGCAGAAAGGUGUUCGUAACGAGAAGGAGACCGGGGAUGGCGUUGGAGCAUUGUCGACCAGCGGUGGACGAAUGUCGUCCAGGAGCCGAACCUCCGAGGAACCGCACAUUGGUAAAUACAAGUUACUCAAAACCAUUGGUAAGGGUAACUUCGCCAAGGUCAAACUUGCUAAACAUGUACCUACGGGGAAAGAAGUGGCCAUCAAGAUUAUCGACAAAACGCAACUUAAUCCGGGCAGUCUUCAAAAGCUCUUUCGAGAAGUAAGGAUAAUGAAGAUGCUCGACCAUCCGAACAUAGUGAAACUUUUCCAAGUAAUCGAGACUGAAAAGACACUGUACCUGGUAAUGGAGUAUGCUAGCGGUGGUGAAGUAUUCGAUUAUCUCGUUUUACAUGGUCGAAUGAAGGAAAAGGAGGCUCGUGCUAAAUUUAGGCAAAUCGUGUCUGCCGUGCAAUACUGCCAUCAGAAAAAGAUCAUUCAUAGAGACUUAAAGGCCGAGAAUUUGUUACUCGACAGCGAGAUGAACAUUAAGAUCGCUGACUUUGGUUUCAGUAAUGAAUUUACACCUGGUAACAAAUUGGAUACUUUCUGUGGCUCGCCACCUUACGCUGCACCUGAACUUUUCCAAGGUAAAAAGUAUGACGGCCCUGAAGUGGACGUAUGGUCGUUGGGAGUAAUACUGUAUACUUUAGUAUCUGGCUCACUGCCAUUUGAUGGGUCAACACUGAGGGAAUUAAGGGAAAGGGUGCUAAGAGGAAAGUAUCGGAUCCCAUUUUACAUGUCCACAGACUGUGAAAAUCUCUUGAAAAAAUUCUUGGUGCUUAACCCUACGAAACGAGCCUCGUUAGAGGUACGUGGAGAUAAGAAUAUAAUGAAAGAUAAAUGGAUGAAUAUGGGAUAUGAGGAUGACGAAUUGAAACCGUACUUAGAACCUGAACCUGAUUAUAAAGACCACAAGAGGAUAGGUGAGUCUGCCAAGGCCUUAGCUAAUAUGGGAUAUACGAGAAGUGAGAUAGAAGACUCAUUAGGUCAAGCUAAAUAUGAUGAUGUAUUUGCGACAUAUUUGCUAUUAGGCAGAAAAACAACAGAUCCUGAAAGUGAUGGCUCACGGUCCGGAAGUUCUUUAUCGUUGCGCACUAUUCCUGCACAAGUUAGUUCGGGCGGAGGAGGAAGUAGUGGAGGAGGUACAGGUGGUGCUGUACAAAGCCCAUCACACAGAAGUGUUCACAGAAGUAUUUCUGCUAGCAAUCCAAAGCCCAGCAGACGGGCCUCGUCUGGUGGCGAAACCCUUCGAGGUGCACCAAGUCCAGGUAAUGCAACGAAUCAUAAUCAUGCUCCUGCUGUAACUGGUGGAACAGUUACCAGUAGUGGUGGUAGCAAUUUCAAACGGCAAAAUACUGUAGAUGCGGCAACAAUCAAGGAGAAUAGUGCUCGUGUUUCUGCCGCUCGACCUUCCGCACCGAAAAAUAGUCCAGGGCAACUCGAUACCAUGACAAUGUUCAUUCUAGGCGUGGGUACAAGUCCCAGUAGUAAAGGAAGGGUGGGCAAGAGCAACGCAAUGAAUGCAGGAGUAGGUGGAGUUCGACCAAUUACCUCACCUGCUCCUGGUUCUGUUGGUCGACGUAGCACCAUCUCCUAUGACCAAGCAAAAACAUCUUCUUCUACUGAAAGAACCAACGACGUACCCAGUUUUGUGCACAGCCUGGGCGAAGGCACUAGACCAACACGGGGUCACACCAAGUCUGCGAGCAUCAGUGCAGGUCACCGUUCCUCCAGUGGCGUACCUCCCAGCGACCAUUCACUACUGGACCCUCAACCACGCAACGCCCACAACUCCUUACUCGCCACUGCUGACCCUCUUAGGCAGAGCUUGGGCGUACCUCCAAGCAAUAGACUAGCAACACCAACAACACCGGCGUUUCCUCGAAAUGUUCCAAGCCGUAGUACGUUCCAUUCUGGGCAAAACAGAGCACAGCGUAGUCAUACUCAGGGUCAUACACAUACACAGGACACAAAUGCGAUUAGCCCCCUAGCAAGGCCAUCCUUUUUCUCCAAGUUGUCUUCAAAAUUCUCCAAACGCCCCAUGGACCCAUCCGUACCCCCCAAGCACCCAGUAGUGAGCGGUGCACCAACCACUAAUGAUGAACAAGUUAAACCACGCAGUCUACGUUUUACUUGGAGCAUGAAAACAACCAGUAGUCGAGAUCCAAAUGAAAUAAUGUCGGAAAUUCGAAAAGUAUUGGAUGCUAAUAAAUGUCAGUACGAACAACGUGAAAGAUUUCUAUUAUUAUGUGCUCAUGGAGAUGCGGCAACUGACAGUCAAGUACAAUGGGAAAUAGAAGUCUGCAAACUGCCUCGACUUUCCUUAAAUGGUGUAAGAUUUAAACGUAUAUCGGGCACUUCUAUUGGUUUUAAAAAUAUUGCCAGUAAAGUUGCAGACGAGCUUAAACUAUGAUUAUCGGCCACGGGCGCCUUAGCAAACCGCGCCAACCCAUAACGCCCUCAUGAAGAGUACCAUCAGAUGGCAGCCUGCGAGGAAUUUUAUUUUUGUUUCUUCUGGGAUUCCGAUUCAGAAACAGAUAGUCAAGAAAUAUUUGUUUGACGAUUUCUCCAUCCCAAAGAAAAAGGCAGAAGACAUCUUACGGAGUAGAUCAUCAAUAUAUUUCCUCUGUGUUGGAGGUAUGCUGUUGCGAUUCUUGGAAAGAAAGCUUGGAACUGUGAUUUGUGAUGGCUAAUACAUUUUGAAAUACUCUUGAGUGCCAAAUGGAACUAGGUUGGCUCAUCAUAUAUAAUACUUCAAGAAAGGCUGAACAAUUAGCCAACCAACUUAUGUGUAAAGCUGGGCAUUACACACAAAAAUCUCUACAUGAUUAGUUUUUGAACUUUCUUUCUUUUAGUUUAUCUCAAAUGGAUCUGCAUAAUUGACAAUGAGUGAAAGUAUCAGCAUUUUGCUUACAGUUUGACCCACACCCUAAUCGUGAUCUCUCUCUCUCUCUCUCUCUCUCUCUCUCUCUCUCUCUCUUUCUCUUUCUCUUUCUCUUUCUCUCUCUUUUUCUCCUCUCUCUUUCUCUCUUUCUCUCUCUCCUUCCCCUCUUUCUUUCUCUCUCUGGCAGUUUUCAAUUUAAGUACAUCAUAAUUCAGUUCUGACAGUAUUAUUAAUAUGGCAUUGCUCUUCUCUAGAUAUUGCAGGUGUGUGGCUGCAGUAAUAUAUAUAUAUAUGAAUAUAUUUAUAAACUUUUUAUAUUAUAAUACGCUUUGUAGGUGUCAAAUAUUAUUUUCUUCUUUAAUAUGUUGUUAGUAUAACUCUACUAAUAUUCUAGAAUGAAAAUCAGUAAUAUAUUUUUAAUGUGCCUAAUAAAAAGAAUAUGAAAAAUAUGCCUUCUUCCUUCUGAAAAAGGUAUUGUUUAAAAUAAAAAGGUCAUUAUAAAACCUUUCGACGAAAUAUAAAAGGAUUUUGGGAACACACAUGCGGUACACUUUCAAUGUCCAGAGAAUUUUUUCACACAAUACUAUUAAAUUAAAUUAUGUUUCAUAUUUAAAAUGUUAUAAGUGGGGUAUCUCUGUAAAUAAUUUAUCGAAUCUAAUAACUCGUGAGAAGAAGAAAAAUAAGUAUGUAGCGAUCUAUUAAUAAGAAAUUAUCAUCACUAUAACCAAUUACAGUAAACAAAUAAUAAAUUGAACUAUAUUUUAACGCUGGGCAAGUGCACAGCCAAACUUUACUUUUCAAACAUUUUUAUGAUGUUUUACUUUUUUAUCUAUAUUAUAUAAGUUUGAAACUACACAGCACUUUAGAUAUUAGCAAAUUAAUUCAUAAUAAUUGCUAUUAUUAACAACAUUUUUAUUUUUAUCAUAAAAUAUAAAUAAUAUUCGAUGCAGUACUACGAAGAUAGAAGGAAAAGAGAGCUAUAUUAACAUAAUUUAAUAAUAUCACCGAGCGACAAAACUCAUGUUUCAUGUGAAUAAUACACAAGCUCUCAAUUCUCAAAAAAAGUUGGGAUAUACCUAGAGACACCUCAUUAUUAUUAAUAACAAGAUCUGUCAUUUCUACGAAUGGUUAUGAUAAUAUUAAAUUUAAGUAUUAUAAUUGGCUACUUAUUAUUAAAUAUAGUACUAUUUAAUAUCUUUUAUUCACAAAAUAAUUCACGAUCGAUGAAGUCAAAUUCUAGAAGUUAUUCUAAAUGUAGAGGCGAAUUUAGAGACUUGGUGUAAAUAAUAUAAUAACAAAGGUACUAAAUUAAUCGAAUGGGAGAAAAAAACCGCCUCUCAUACCAAGAAUAUUAUUAAUACAAAACUCGGAAAUUCAAGUAUCAAACUUUUUAUAUUUGCCUAAGAUUAAUGAAGAAGAAGUAUGUUAUGAAAUAUAGGCAAUGACACUAAUAAUUUAUUUACGUAAAUACAACAAAUGCAAUGAUUUUUUCACAUUUCUAACACUCGCACUUUUAAAGAGUACGAGUAAUUUCAACGUACAUAAAAUACAUAUAUUAUACCACUACAUUGGCUGCUGUGUUUUGGUAAGCAGUGUUACAAAUUGAUAUACAUAAAUGACUGAUAGCAACUAAGUAUCGACGCCGGCAGUUCUGUAUUGAAACAUCUCUCUUCGAAUGAAAACUUUAAAUACGAUGAAUAUACAGAAAAAAAGGGCAUCGGGACUUACUCUCUUUACACUUAUAAUCAUACAAGUUCCAUUUAUCAAAAUUAUCCUACGAACCAAUAAUACAAAGGACAGUGUAAUAUAUAUAUAAAUUAAAUAAAAUAUGAGAUGUGUUAAAUAAAUACACGCAGAGAACAUACUACAUAUACACAUGAAAAAAACAGUGUUAAGUAAAAUGGUGGACGUAAUAUAAAAUGCAUCUAUCGCAAACACUUCAUUAUUAGAGAAUUAGAUCUCAGGAUAUGAUCAAGAAUUUUUUCUUUUCUUUUAUGUUUUUUUCUUCUUUUUUGUUCUUUUCUCCUUCUUUCAUUCUUUCUUUGUUAAUUCCGACAUUAACGAUUAGUAUAUAUUGAGUACAAUAUUCUCACGUUAUUGCGAUCACACACGAUUAAUUCGUCGAAAAAUAAAACAAAAAUAUAAUCUAUGCGAUCGCUAUAACAAACUGACAACAUAUAGAAAUAUACCUUUAUGAUAGUAUAAUUAUUAUUAAUGUUAAACAUGUAAGGCUCUUUAAUAGCGUUAAAUGGUAUAUCCCUAUAUUAUUAGGAAAAUGAUUAUAUAAUGUAAUCUAUACAUACAUCGCGACCCUCCGGUCGCUUGCUUUAACGAGAAUAAAUGUAUAAAUUAAUUAUUAACGCUUUCAUGAAAUGAAUCUAAGUUUAAGAGCAACAACAACAACAACAACAAUAAUAAUAAAAAAAAAAAUAAAAAAUAAAACGAUAUGAUUUGAACGUGAAAAUUAUUAAGAACACACGAUUGUAUAUAGCUGAAUGGAUGACACUAAAGUUCUUUUUAAAUGGUCGUGGUAGCGGAAAAAAGUAUUGUGAUUUUUUGUAUGUAAGUGCCGUGUAACAAACAAACAAAAAAUAUAUCUGCUCCCCAAAAAAAAAACAACCUGUGUUGUCCAUGCAGCUGUGUUUAAAUUACACCUUGCACGCAUGCGCACAUGUACACAAUGCCUGUGUAACUUUGUGCACCGGCAAGAAAAUUAUAUAUUACAUGCGUACAUAUAUACAAUACAUAUUAUACACACACACACACAUUAUACACAUAUACAUACAUAUACACAUACGAGAACAUGUCAGUCUGUAGAUAGGUACAUACAUAAAGCUUUGCUAAGUGUUUUCUGGUGAUCGGUAUCUAGCAAACUGUAGCAAAAAUGUUUAUAAUAAAAUGGUAACAUACAUUGUUUCCCAAUA
This is a messenger RNA of Polistes canadensis, 7082 nucleotides long. RefSeq names its product serine/threonine-protein kinase MARK2-like. The transcript is spliced from 16 exons. Gene Ontology annotation, cellular component: cytoplasm. Lineage: Eukaryota; Metazoa; Arthropoda; Insecta; Hymenoptera; Vespidae. The record is from RefSeq and is a predicted model, not a curated record. Bases 157 to 3687 code for a protein of 1176 amino acids. Gene Ontology annotation, biological process: microtubule cytoskeleton organization; protein phosphorylation; intracellular signal transduction. Gene Ontology annotation, molecular function: ATP binding; protein serine/threonine kinase activity; tau-protein kinase activity.